Messenger RNA from Desarmillaria tabescens, 1101 nucleotides. Its product is annotated as anion-transporting ATPase-like domain-containing protein. Gene Ontology annotation, cellular component: GET complex. The transcript is spliced from 9 exons. The record is from RefSeq and is a predicted model, not a curated record. The coding region runs from base 61 to 999 and encodes 312 amino acids. Gene Ontology annotation, molecular function: ATP binding; ATP hydrolysis activity. Gene Ontology annotation, biological process: post-translational protein targeting to endoplasmic reticulum membrane. Lineage: Eukaryota; Fungi; Basidiomycota; Agaricomycetes; Agaricales; Physalacriaceae.
CGUCGCCUCGAUCGUCACGUAUAUUUCUGCUACUUCCACCUCAUUAUUGCUAAACCUGCUAUGGAUACCGAAAUUCUUCCUCCUACCCUUCAGAAUGUCCUUGAUCAGACGACUCUGAAAUGGAUAUUCUGCGGUGGGAAAGGUGGUGUAGGGAAGACGACGACAUCGUGCUCGCUGGCUAUACAGCUAGCAAAAUGUCGCCAGUCGGUCCUUCUCAUCAAAUUCUCCAAAGACGCUACCAAAGUCAAUGGGUUCGAUAAUCUUUUCGCAAUGGAGAUCGACCCGACAAGUGCAAUACAGGAAAUGGUAGAACAAUCUGAUUCGAAUGGAAUGAUGGGGUCCAUGAUGCAGGAUCUUGCCUUUGCCAUUCCCGGUGUCGAUGAAGCCAUGAGUUUCGCUGAAAUCAUGAAGCACGUAAAGUCGAUGGAAUAUUCAGUUAUAGUAUUCGAUACGGCGCCAACGGGCCAUACCCUCCGUUUCCUCUCGUUCCCGACAGUGCUGGAGAAGGCCCUAGGGAAAUUGAGCAGUCUAGGGUCACGAUUUGGACCCAUGAUCAACCAGAUGUCCUCCAUGAUGGGUGGAGAAGCUGGAUCCCAAGAAGAUAUGUUCGCCAAGCUUGAAUCGAUGCGCGCCGUCAUUACAGAAGUAAACACGCAGUUCAAGGAUCCUGAAAAGACCACCUUCGUCUGUGUCUGCAUAUCUGAAUUCUUGUCGCUAUAUGAAACGGAACGUUUGGUGCAAGAACUAACGUCUUACGAGAUUGACACGCAUAAUAUCGUCGUAAAUCAGCUUCUCUUCCCAAAGAAGAGCUCAAAUUGCGAGCACUGCCGUGUCCGACAAAAGAUGCAACAGAAGUAUCUGGGGGAGGCUCAUGAACUCUACGACGAGUUUUUCCACAUAGUGCAAUUGCCUCUACUUACGGAGGAGGUCCGAGGCCCUGAGAAGCUGAAAGAGUUUAGCAAGAUGUUAGUAGAACCAUAUGUCCCACCAACAGAUUGAGGGGACAUGAUAUUGUAGACUACAAGACUCGGGAUAUAUACACGUUGAUUGAAGUAAUGGAUACAUACAAUACGGUAGCGUUGGAUUCAAAUAGGCAUAGAC